GAUUGUAUGUGUGGCCUGAAACCGGCCCCCAUACUGCCCUCCAGGACCUAAGAUGGGAGAGAAGAAAUGAAAUCAUGAGCAGGCUUUGAGUAAACAGCAUCUCCAGGAACUGGCUGCUCUUCCCUGGUUGUAUUUUCUCCUUGACCUUGAACAGGCAGGCGAAGUGGAGACGCAGGACUUUCCCGCGCUGGACAGGGCGUGGCCGCGGUGGCCUGGCCCUGCCCUCCCCGUUCGGCCCCGCCCCCUCAGGUUGAUGGCAGCAGCAGCUGGGACUGCAGCGGAGCCGGCAGCUGAGAGCCGCAGGCAGCGGCCGGAACGCGCGACCCAGUGCCUGGCCCCGGACGCCUCCCUCGGCCCCCCGCGUACCCCGGCCCACUCCGCAGAGGAGUCGCUGCGAGAGCACCCCCGCCCGGCUUAGGACCAGUUCACAGGAUUAAGGACCAACGUGCCUCUAGGCUCUGAUAUCCCCUAGCUUUGCUCCAGCCAUGAGCCGGCGAGUGGUUCGGCAAAGCAAGUUCCGCCAUGUGUUUGGGCAGGCAGCAAAGGCCGACCAGGCCUAUGAGGACAUCCGGGUAUCCAAGGUCACAUGGGACAGUGCCUUCUGUGCCGUCAACCCCAAAUUUCUGGCCAUUAUUGUGGAGGCUGGAGGUGGAGGUGCCUUCAUUGUCCUGCCUCUGGCCAAGACAGGGCGAGUGGAUAAGAACUACCCACUGGUCACUGGGCACACUGGCCCUGUACUGGACAUUGAUUGGUGCCCACACAAUGACAACGUCAUCGCCAGUGCCUCAGACGACACCACUGUCAUGGUGUGGCAGAUUCCAGACUACACCCCCGUGCGCAAUAUCACUGAGCCUGUCAUCACACUUGAGGGCCACUCCAAGCGCGUGGGCAUCCUCUCUUGGCACCCCACUGCCAGGAAUGUCCUGCUCAGUGCAGGUGGUGAUAAUGUGAUCAUCAUCUGGAAUGUGGGCACUGGAGAGGUACUGCUGAGCCUAGACGACAUACACCCUGACGUCAUCCACAGUGUGUGUUGGAACAGCAAUGGUAGCCUGCUAGCCACUACCUGCAAGGACAAGACCCUGCGAAUCAUUGACCCCCGGAAGAGUCAAGUGGUUGCGGAGCGAGCCCGGCCUCACGAGGGCGCCCGCCCGCUGCGGGCCGUCUUCACCGCAGACGGGAAGCUGCUCAGCACCGGCUUCAGCAGGAUGAGUGAGCGGCAACUCGCACUCUGGGACCCGAACAAUUUUGAAGAGCCAGUGGCCCUGCAGGAGAUGGACACAAGCAACGGGGUGCUACUGCCAUUCUAUGAUCCUGACUCCAGCAUUGUCUACUUGUGCGGCAAGGGUGACAGCAGCAUUCGGUACUUUGAAAUUACAGACGAACCACCUUUUGUGCAUUACCUGAACACUUUCAGCAGCAAAGAGCCGCAACGGGGCAUGGGUUUCAUGCCCAAGCGGGGACUGGACGUCAGCAAAUGCGAAAUCGCCAGGUUCUACAAGUUACAUGAACGAAAGUGUGAACCCAUCGUCAUGACUGUACCUCGAAAGUCCGACCUGUUCCAGGAUGACCUAUACCCAGACACGCCUGGCCCUGAGCCAGCCCUGGAAGCAGAUGAGUGGCUAUCAGGUCAGGACGCAGAACCUGUACUUAUUUCGCUAAAGGAAGGCUACGUACCCCCCAAACACCGCGAGCUCCGGAUCACCAAGCGCAACAUCCUAGAUGUGCGUCCACCAGCCGGUCCCCGGCGCAGCCAGUCAGCCAGCGAAGCCCCCUUGUCGCAGCAGCACACCCUGGAGACACUGCUGGAGGAGAUCAAGGCCCUUCGGGAGCGGGUGCAAGCCCAGGAGGAGCGCAUCACGGCUUUGGAAAACAUGCUGUGUGAGCUGGUGGAUGGCACGGACUAGCGCUGCAUAUGUGCUGCAAAGCUCUGCACGCUGCAGACCCAAUGGAGCAGGGCGCACAGACUGGCAGCACCGGCUUUUGGUCUGGGACUCCGAACCCUGCUUCCUAGGGUUGGGGUUAGGGGUGAGACCAGAAAACAAACUCUGUCCCUUACAGGAGACCUGGACACACGGAUCUUAAGUGGCAAGGACUAAGCUCCUACUAGGUCCCCAACUUUACGGGAUCCGUCCUAGAGGGAGCCUGGGAUACUGCUGGCCUUAGCGAUGGUGCUUAGUGGUGAGGUGGUGUCCCUCUCUGUCCCUUACCGUAGGCAGGGGAAGUGCUUAGUAUUAGUGUGCUGCCUGGGGGUACUGACCAGCUUGGGCUUGACCUCAAAUGGAUGGAGAGUCAACAGGUAUUCCCGAAUCUCAGGAAAUCCCCACAUUUACCCUAACAAGCUCACUCAAUUUCCCCCCAUAGUAUGUGGGGGCAAACGGGCAGCCCUCCGUUUCUGUGGCUGGUAGAGCCUGACCCACUAGCUUCAUCCAUCCAUCUAUAGCAGAGGGCUCCCCACUUCUUUGGCAGCUUCUUGGAGACAGACAAACCCCACCAGAGAAAUCUCAGGAGUACUGGCAUAAGGAAGCAGGUCUUACACACACACACACACACACACACACACACACACACACACACACCACUGCCUCCAGCUUUCUGCUGAAUCUGUAAAAAUUCUGAGGCAUAAUUAAUGAAAUGUUUUACUAAAUACAAGUCUGUGCCUCCUGCAUGGAUGGCUGGGGACUCCCCCAUUCCCUUUUUGGAAUCCUGGGGACCCUAGCAAAUGCAAGCUGGGCAGCCUCUUACCCUAGAUCAGCCAUCUUGGCAUUGAGGUUCCAGAGACCCCGCUUCCCACCCACCUAGGCACUCCUUCCCAAUAAAGUUAGGUAGAAAAGCAUCUGGUUUGAAACCUCUUUAUUUUGUGCCUCAGAAUCAGUCUGGUGCCCCUGGCAUCAGGGAAGGGAAUAGGAAGAACAGCUUUGCUCUUUUCUUGUCCCCUUUGUCCCCUUCCGGCCCCUGGCAGAGAAGCCAGCCAGAAGGUGGCCCCAGGAAAAGGGUGUGCGCGGGCCCUGCCCAGGGGACUGCCUGUGCUUCUUAGGUGGGUAGAGCAGAACAGGGAGAGCCGGGGUUAGCACCAUUGGAUAAAGGGUGUUAGUCGGCCCCUGAAUGGGGGCAAGAGGGGUGCACAACCACAGAGGGCUAGCAGCAGCUGGUAGGAAGGGGUGGGUGGUGAUAGUGGUGCCAGGGCCCCGAUCAAUGCCUUUGUGUCGGGUCUAAAACGCUUGCCCCCAAGCCAAUAUGCUGCCCUACUCCCCAAGGCACCAUGAGGGUACCAGGCCUUGCCCAGAUUAGAGGGGCACCUUAAACACACUCCCUGAUCACAAUAAAAACGUGCUGCGGGCA
This is a messenger RNA of Onychomys torridus (southern grasshopper mouse), 3339 nucleotides long. RefSeq names its product coronin 6 (gene Coro6). NCBI's taxonomy places the organism in Eukaryota, Metazoa, Chordata, Mammalia, Rodentia, Cricetidae. Bases 486 to 1904 code for a protein of 472 amino acids. Gene Ontology annotation, molecular function: actin filament binding. Gene Ontology annotation, biological process: actin filament organization; cell migration. The record is from RefSeq and is a predicted model, not a curated record. The transcript has 12 exons.